Molecule: messenger RNA, 648 nt
Organism: Colletotrichum higginsianum IMI 349063
Lineage: Eukaryota; Fungi; Ascomycota; Sordariomycetes; Glomerellales; Glomerellaceae
Product: Golgi traffic protein
Exons: 4
Coding region: 1-648 (215 amino acids)
Biological process (GO): vesicle-mediated transport
Cellular component (GO): membrane
Source: RefSeq, a predicted model, not a curated record
AUGGCGUCCACCUCCUUCAGAGACUCGAUGAACUCCCUGGGCUGGUCGCGGCGGGACCAGGAUGUCCCCGUCAACACAGCGCAGCAGAGCGGCCUCAUGUCAUCCAUCAAGUCGCUCAACCCAUUCCAGAACAAUAGUUACAUCCAGCUCCCGACGACCGAGGGCGCCGGUGCGCCUCUACCUGCUGCCAACCGGAGGGAAGAGGAGGAAGGCUUCGCAACCCUGAGUCGAUGGGAUCGUUUGCUCAUCUUCGGUGCCUGCAACCUGGGCGCCCUUGCCUGCUUCGUCCUCUGCUUCGCCUUCCUCCCGGUAUUGUCUGUGCGGCCGCGCAAGUUUGUUAUUCUAUGGACGCUUGGUUCCCUGCUUUUCCUGGCAUCUUUUGCCGCUGUAAUGGGCCCGAUGGCUUACGCGAGGCACCUCAUCUCCGGUACACGUUUGCCCUUUACUGCGGCCUACUUUGGAUCGCUCGCGUUAUCCAUGUACUUUUCGCUCGGUCUUCGCAGCACUAUUCUCACCUUGGUUUCGGCUCUCGUCCAGCUCGCUUGCCUCGUGUGGUACCUUGUCAGCUACUUUCCCAUGGGCUCGAGUGGUUUACGGUUGGCUACCACAUUCGGAGCCAGAAGAGCCGCCGCCUGGAUGACCGGGUAA